Maylandia zebra (zebra mbuna) is the source of this 1406-nucleotide messenger RNA. The record is from RefSeq and is a predicted model, not a curated record. NCBI's taxonomy places the organism in Eukaryota, Metazoa, Chordata, Actinopteri, Cichliformes, Cichlidae.
UCAAAUGCAGCAAUGCGUAGCUGUAGUGUCUCCGUGAUGUACGAACAUAUAUAAAGAGGAUUGGAUCCCCGCAAAAUGCGCAUGUCAGUGUUCGUGUUGGAGUUUAACUUGUGACGUAGAGCUCGUUACCAUGGAGCCUGCCGACAGAAGAAGGGGUUCCCCUCUAUGGCAGCACUUUGAGCUGAUCUCUCCCAAUAAGAUCAUUUGACAAAUCUUUUGCUGUCCCCAUGACUCGGGAGCCAAAAACGUCGGUGCAGCACUGGACCUGCAGCGUCUGUCUGAAGGCCUGAAACUCCUCCCACGCUGAUAACAGGAAGAAAUCCUCCAGCAGAACCAGUCGCAGAGAGGAGCAGCCAUCUGAGAGACCAGCUGAGGGGAGCUGACGUGGACAGGAGAAAAGACACGCUGUGCACUCUCAGAAAUAGAGUUGUGUGAUGAGGUUGAUUUAAUGCAUCCCUGCCAAGACAACAUCUGUCGCCGCUUUAGCAAAAACUUCACUGCUGUUCUUCAAAUGACCAAGGAUUUGCCACUGAAGAAGGUCUACAUGGAGGCAAGAGAGAAUGCACUGGCUGAAGACAUUACAGGAAUUGACUUCAAGGGGGCACUUCUCUUGCCAUCCAUCUUCAAGGAGAAGAUAGAAGAUUUCAUCAUCCUUGGAGAGAAUACUCCCACGAGUCCAUACCCAACCAUUCGAAUGAAGGAUAAGAGUUGGACAACUGCCCUCUUAAGACAGUGUCGCUGUGUUGUAACAGUUGAAGGAGUGGAUGUUUGCUCGUGCCGCUCGCUGGAUGAGGCCUACAUCUCAGCAUUCUCCACCUUCUUCGUGUUCAACAUGACCUACCCUGCAUACUUCAAGAAAACACUUGUCUUUCUUCAGAACUGCAUUGUCAACAUAGGAGACCAGGGAGACAAACCCCUGCCAACAUCAGCAGGAUCAAGGAUGACCCCCCCACCCCAGUCUGAGGACGUUCCCCACCACAUGAAUGGGGGACGGGAGGCACAGCUUCCAGCCCAGCUGAACCAUUUCCAUCCUGGACCACAGCUCUCCUGGCUUUUCUUGUUGUUUCUGGAGGUCUUUUAUUCUAUUUCUGGCAGUAUUUCAUGUCAGAGUGUCGGGUGGAGGUGGAGGAGUCUGUCUGGUUGCCCUUUAAAACCACAGCUCAGCUGCCUGAAGACACUCUAGUAGAGUGGUGGCACCGUCCUGAGAAGCCUGACAAACAGGAGCGGGAUUAUAGAGACCGAGUGAAGAUGAAAGACGAGCGUCUGAAAAGCAGACAGUUCAGCCUGACCUUUAAACGCUCCACAGAGAGAGGAGGACUCCCCUCAGUUAUUACAUUCAUUCAUUAUUACGUUCUUAGCUGAUCCUACAUUACAAAAUGAUUUUAACAAUGAAUGCAGUGGUGAAU